AUGAAAGAUACAGCAUACACCUCACAACAUCUCAAUGCUCACACGGACACAACGUACUUUACUGACCCUGCCGGACUUCAACUCUUCCACAUCCUAUCUCACACUGAUGGAACGGGCGGGGAGACGCUACUGGUUGACGGGUUCAAAGCCGCUCGUACUCUGCUUGAAGAAGAUCCCGCGGCCUACCAGGCGCUUAGUGAUAUCAAAAUCAGCUCGCAUUCCAGUGGAAACGAAGAUGUCUGUAUACAGCCAGCCACCUCGUUCUCGGUAUUGAAUCACAUGAGUGAUUCAUCUGAGUUGUACCAGAUUCGGUGGAACAACGAUGACCGUGCACCAGGAAAAGGGAACUCGCUGGAAACCAUCUAUCGUUGGUACCAGGCUGCAAAAAAAUGGAAUGCAAUCCUCAAGCGGCCUGAUAUGGAGAUCUGGCUCAAACUUGAACCAGGGACACCCCUCAGUAAGUGUCUCCUCCCUAGGGUGAAAAUAAUCGAAAAAGAGGGUAAGCUAACUGCAUUCCAUCAUCCAGUAUUCGAUAACUGGAGAAUUCUCCACGGCCGCUCUGCCUUCACCGGGAAGAGGCGGAUGUGUGGUGGUUAUAGUGAGUACUCCAGAAACACCUAA
Trichophyton benhamiae CBS 112371 is the source of this 621-nucleotide messenger RNA. RefSeq lists its product as uncharacterized. NCBI's taxonomy places the organism in Eukaryota, Fungi, Ascomycota, Eurotiomycetes, Onygenales, Arthrodermataceae. The coding region runs from base 1 to 621 and encodes 206 amino acids. The transcript has a single exon. Gene Ontology annotation, biological process: carnitine biosynthetic process. Gene Ontology annotation, cellular component: mitochondrion. Gene Ontology annotation, molecular function: oxidoreductase activity. The record is from RefSeq and is a predicted model, not a curated record.